GGAAAAGAAAGGAAGAAAAGAAUGUGGAUAGUUUGUUGGACAGGAACUUUUUGGUCCACACUGAAGAAUAUUUGGCUGCACCACACAACUGAAACCAACCCAAAAGAAGCAAUUGAAGACAGGCAUCAACAAAGAAAACCUAAUAAUUUUAAAGAGUUACAAAGAAUCAUUAGAAAUACAGAACAGUGAGGGGUUGGCUGUAAGAUACAGUGAAAGAGGCAUAAGGAGGCUCAGCAGUCAGUAUUUUAAUUGCAUUUGGAAGGAAACACAAUGGUACAACUGUUGCAGUAAGCGACUCUGCACCUCUCAUGUCCAGUCACAGUGGCGUUUGAAGGAGUCAGAAUGGAAGCCGUUCAGGCACAGGCCUAGCUUUGGUCAGCACAAGUAUCUGGCUCAUGUUUGUGCAGACACUGUUGAUUAUAACUGCCAGGAUAGAAAGUGAUAAUAAGUUAAUUAAAGAGAGAGAGAGCGUAAUUCACUUAAAUUAAUUAGCUUGCAAGAUGACGUUUUCUACAACUAUCCUUUGUCCAUAUUUAUUAAUGUGUGACCACAUGUUUUAUUCAUCCAGUUUUAAGCUUUUUUGUGUGGUUAUAAUUUUAUUAUUCACAUAAAGAGUCAUACUAGAGGGGAUGAAAGAUUUCUGUGAAUGGGUUACUGGGGCUUUCUCAACUGAGUCAAUUUGCUCCACUGUGAAGACAUCCGGUUUGUGCUGAACUUGAGGACCUCUACCUGUGAGUGAGUACGCGCCAUUAUUAGCUCCUCUUCCAUGUCCAUGGUCUUUGCAGCCCUCACCUGAUGCCAUUACAGCUCCUGGUGUGUUCGAUCAAGGCGACUGUGACCACGUGAAACUUCAAACCAAUUAUGGCCCCUGGCAGCGGCUUACGAUCGGGCUCAUCUUGUGUAGAGGGAUUUCUGUAAAUUGGAUCAGGCUGCUUACAGGGGCUUAGCAUGACGUACUGCAACUUUGAGUUUAAUCAUGAGGAUCCUCGGCAAUCCUCCACCUCUCAGAGAGAACGGAACAUCACGAUUAGCCUCACCUGUGUGUUAAGGAAGGAAAACUGGUAAAAGUUGUGGAAAAUAAAGUUUUAUGUAAUUUGAAGUUUCUGUCACAAUGGGAGAGGAGAUAGCUUUGAAGAAAUAACACUCCUGUGUUCCUCCGGGGUCCUCCUGGGUUCUUCAUCUCUACUUCUUUGCUGUGGGAUGGAUUACCGCCUGAGCUGAUUCUUCUGCCCUGUUGGACCAGCCAGAGGAGACCCUGAUAACACAGAGACAGGGAAACUAGGACUGCAGGCCGGCACCUUAGAGAGCAUUUUUUCUAAACUAAGGGGCAAACUCUGGAAAUCUUGGAGGUCCUGCUGAUCCAGAUCAUCAUUUGACUCUCUUCAUUCUUUACAGACAAGGACACAUCUCGGAUUGAACAAUGGCUUUGAUGCUGGUCAAGUUUGAUCUGAAAAAGCGAGUGAAGCUCGCUCAGACGGUCUGGUUCAUGUACUGGUUCGCUGUAAUGGCCGGCGUGCUGGUGUUCAGCAUGGGUCUGUUCUUUAAGAUCGAGCUGCGAAAGCGCUCAGAACUUAUGGACAACAACGAGAGCCACCUCUUGCCCAACCUGCUUAUAUUCAUGGGUCUAAUAGCUUGUGGCAUCAACGCCUUUGGAGGCAAAGUCUGCUACGACUCAUUGGACCCUACCAAGUUUGCAAAGUGGAAGCCCAUGUUGAAGAUCUUCUUGGGGUUCUGCGUGGGGUUCAACGUCCUGCUGCUCCUCACCGCCCUGAUGUGUUUUGUGAUGAGGAUCCCUCUGCAGUUCACCCUGGCUGAGGGACUGAGGAACGGCAUGAGGUACUACAAGGACACGGACACACCGGGACGCUGCUACAUGAAGAGGACCCUGGACCUGAUGCAGAUGGAGUUUCGUUGCUGCGGGAACGACAACUACAGAGACUGGUUUGAGAUUCAGUGGGUUAGCAACCGUUACCUUGACUUCAGCGCAAAGGAAGUCAAAGACCGCAUUGGGAGCAACGUGGAUGGCCAGUACCUGAUGGAUGGAGUCCCGUUCAGCUGCUGUAACCCCAGCUCCCCAAGACCCUGCAUCCAGUUCCAGAUGACCAACAACUCUGCCCAUUACAGCUACGACCACUACACCGAGGAGCUCAACGUGUGGAAGCGCGGCUGCAGUGACGCCCUGCUGUCCUACUAUGGAGGCAUGAUGAACACCAUCGGAGCCCUGGUGGUGCUGAUCACCAUGCUGGAGAUCGCGGUGACCAUCGGCCUGCAGUACGUCGACAGCUCCCUGUCCACCCUGGCUAACCCGGAGGACCCGGAGAGUGAGAGCGAGGGCUGGAUCCUGGAGAAGACAGUGAAGGAGACGUUCACCGACAUCAUGGACAAAAUGAAGGCUAUGGGCAAAGGCAGCAAGGUGGAGGAGGGGGGCGAGGUAGCAGUUGCGACAGUGAGCUGAGCUAACCCCUCCUGCAAAAACUGACACCACUCCCACCUGAAGGAGGAAAGGAAGGGGACUUGUGAGAUUACUACUUUUUUCUACCAACAUUUAUUAUGUAGACGCUACCCGCAAACACAUAUUUGGCUAUGGACUCCUUUUAAACAGACUCCUUACAAAUGGACUCCUUGCAUAAAUAACACUGUAUAUUCAGACAUAGAGAGAGAUUAUGAGUAGAAUGAAUUGUUUUGGUUUUUAAUUUUGGUUUUCCCCAAACAAACCAGUUCCGACUUUUGAGAUCCCCUGCUUCUGUUCCUGAUAUUCUCUGGAUUUGGAUACUUUUUUCCAAAAAAAAAAAAAAAAAAGUGCAAAAUAAUAGGUCAAAUAAAUAUGAUAUCUAUUGAUAAAUGUCAGAUGCUUUGCAAUCACAAGUAAGUAUGAAUUUUUUCCUUUGUAUUGUUCUCCAGUAGUUUGGUGGGGAUGGUGGUUGCCAUGCAACCCCCCCUCUCAUGAAGCCAGAGGUGCAGAUGGAUAUUUACAGUCUAUAGUGUUUUGGCUUGUAGCUGAUAUUGUAUAUAGGCAAAGCAAACAAAUUAACCUCCCCCCACUCAUCACUUUAUAUACUCCACGCCACCUUUGUCCACAAUGAAGACUGGAGCAGCUCCUGAGAUGGAGUAAAAUUAUGAAUUGAAUGAAUCGGUAUGAAUUAUGCAUGAAUGUUGAGGCGCACCGUCGAAGAGUGAGGCCUGGGCAUCAGGAGGUGAGCUCCAGAGAGAAGCAGGGGCAACUCCAAACCUGUGGAGAGCGUCUGAAAUUGGCAGCUAAAUCUUGGCUCCUGACCCCUGUACUGUAAUCUCAGAUCCUCUUUGACGUUUCCCUCGUGCAUUCAGUAUCUGUAUAUUGACACCUAUGUAUGUAUAUUCUAUUCUGGGUUGCUGUCUUUGUACAUAGUGUAGAAAUGAUGAAAAAAAAUUUAACUUUUUUAAAAAAAAUAAUGUAAUUAAGCUAAAACUUUUAUUCAAAUCCAUGUAAAGUUUUUUUCCAUAUGAUUUUUUUGUGUCUGUGUAGGAACGAGAUUGUGUACAUGAAUAAAUGAUUUUAGA
Seriola aureovittata is the source of this 3537-nucleotide messenger RNA. It is a transcript of the gene prph2a, whose product is annotated as peripherin 2a (retinal degeneration, slow). Gene Ontology annotation, biological process: visual perception. The record is from RefSeq and is a predicted model, not a curated record. The coding region runs from base 1421 to 2455 and encodes 344 amino acids. The transcript has 3 exons. Gene Ontology annotation, cellular component: membrane. Lineage: Eukaryota; Metazoa; Chordata; Actinopteri; Carangiformes; Carangidae.